AUGGUCCUUGUGGUGUUGCUGCUCAUUCGGCUUCCUCAUAUGGCAUGCAAGGCUCCCGUUAAACGCAGGGUCCAAUAUCCACACAGUCCACUGCACAAAUACCAUCAGAAAGGAGACCUCAUCAUUGGUGUCAUUGCCUCCCAAAGUUUCAUCAUGUCCAGCUCAAUAUCGUUCACUGAAAUACCACCUCCAGUAUCAGCUGAAGAGUUGAUAGUAGUACCUAAAAAUUACCAGCAUAUCUUGGCCUUGGAAUUUGCAAUAAAGGAGAUCAAUGAAAACCUUCAGCUCUUACCCAAUGUCACUUUGGGUUUCGACAUCUAUGACAGUCAUUUUACUGCAGUGAGGACCUAUCAUGCCACCAUGUUACUCAUGUCCACAUUGGAGAGAUUUUUCCCUAACUAUGUAUGUUACACCCCGAAUAACCUAAUAGCUGUCAUUGGAGGACUGGACUCUGAAACCUCCCUUCAUGUGGCAAAUAUCUUGGAUAUCUACAAGAUGCCCCAGCUAGUAUAUAGCCCUGCUCCAGUGAUGAAUGAUAAAACACCAGGCCUCCCUUUCUAUCAGAUGAUUCCAAAGGAGACCAUUCAGUAUGAGGGGAUUCUGUCUUUGCUUCUGCAUUUCAAAUGGACAUGGGUUGGGGUUGUUCUUAUGGAUACUACAGAAGGAGAAAGAUUUGUGCAAACUGUGGUUCCAAUGUUUUCCCAGAAUGGCAUCUGUUUUGAUUUCAUAGUAAGAAUCCCCACACUAACUUUUGUCCCCAACAUUAAAGAGAUGUUUGACGAAGGGGAAAAAACAUAUGCCCAAGUGAUGGCCAGCAAAGCCAGUGCUAUGCUGGCAUAUGGACCGUCUUAUUCCAUGGCAUUUUUUAGAUUUUUCCCAUUUUUAUCAGAAGAAAAGCAGGUGUCAGAUUAUCCAAAAGGCAAAGUCCAUCAUUCCCUGAGAACUGUCUCAUUUAACAACAGUGCUUGGGACACAAUUUCCUUUGACAAGAAUGGGGAGCUAAUGGCUGGAUUUGAUGUCAUCAACUGGAUUUUUUCGUCAAACCAAACUAAACAGAAAAUUGGCCAGUUAGAUCCUGAGGCUCUUCCAGACCAAGCGUUCACUAUCAAUGAGGAUGUCAUAAUUUGGCACAGCUGGUUUAACCAGACUCGUCCACUCUCAGUUUGUACUGACAGCUGCCAUCCUGGUUUUAGCAAGAAAGUGAAGGAGGGGAAACCAUUUUGCUGCUAUGAUUGCAUUCCAUGUUCAGAAGGGAAGAUUUCAGACCGUGAGGACCUGAGCGACUGUUAUGAAUGCACAGAUGAAACUUUUCCAAAUAAAAAUCAGGAUCUAUGCAUUCCCAAGCGCAUCAGCUACUUGACUUUUGAAGAACCUUUGGGGAUCAUCUUAGCCUCUUUUGCUCUUUGCCUUUUUUUGAUCACAGCUUUGGUGCUGGGAAUAUUUGUGAAGUGGAAGGAUACUCCCAUUGUCAAAGCCAACAACCGGAACCUCACCUACACCCUUCUUGUUUCACUUCUGCUCUGUUUCCUGAGUGCUCUACUAUUUAUUGGCAAGCCUCACAUUGUGACAUGUUUCUUCCGGCAAACUGCUUUUGGCAUCAUCUUCUCAGUGGCUGUUUCUUGUGUGUUGGCAAAAACCAUCACAGUAGUUCUGGCUUUCCUGGCCACCAAACCAGGAUCCAGGAUGAGGAAAUGGGUGGGGAAAGGACUGGCAAACACCAUUGUGUUUUCCUGCUCCUUUGUUCAAGUAGGACUCUGCAUCACGUGGCUGGUAGCCAAUCCUCCAUUCCCAGAUGUUGACAUGCACUCAUGGACUGAACAAAUUGUACUAGAAUGUAAUGAGGGAUCGGUGACUAUGUUUUACUGUGUUCUGGGCUACAUGGGGCUCCUGGCUUUUGUGAGCUUUACUGUGGCUUUCCUUGCCAGAAGGUUGCCUGACAGUUUCAACGAAGCCAAGUUUAUCACUUUCAGUAUGUUACUUUUUUGCAGUGUUUGGUUAUCCUUUAUUCCAUCCUACCUGAGCACUAAGGGGAAGUACAUGGUAGCAGUGGAGAUCUUUUCUAUCUUAGCCUCCAGUGCUGGGUUGCUGGGUUGCAUCUUUUCCCCCAAAUGCUACAUUAUUUUGCUGAGACCUGAGCUGAACAACCGGGAACAGCUAAUAAGAAGGAAGCCUUGAAGAAUGCAUAUU
Molecule: messenger RNA, 2187 nt
Organism: Podarcis raffonei (Aeolian wall lizard)
Lineage: Eukaryota; Metazoa; Chordata; Lepidosauria; Squamata; Lacertidae
Product: vomeronasal type-2 receptor 26-like
Exons: 6
Coding region: 1-2175 (724 amino acids)
Biological process (GO): G protein-coupled receptor signaling pathway
Cellular component (GO): membrane
Molecular function (GO): G protein-coupled receptor activity
Source: RefSeq, a predicted model, not a curated record